AUGACCGCCGCUGCUAUCCCCUGGCAUGCAAUCUACCCCGCACCGCGAAGCACAGCGGUCGGCAUCUGUCGCGAAGAAGUACUGCAAUGGUUCCGCGCCGGCAAACAGGCCGGACGCGAUUUUGUAUUGGUCGAUCUACGCCGGACGGACUUUGAGGGAGGGACGAUCCGAGGAUCCAUUAACCUUCCAGCUCAGAGUCUUUACCCGACGAUCCCAACAGUCUAUUCCCUGCUCAACCAGAGCCCCGUCAAGGAGGUCGUCUGGUAUUGUGGUUCCUCGAAAGGACGCGGCACGCGGGCCGCCAGUUGGUUCGCCGACUACAUCGAACAGCAGGGAGAGACCCGGCUGAGGAGUCUCGUCCUAGAAGGGGGCAUUAAGGGCUGGGUCGCGGCCGGGGAAGAAUACACGGAUCUGAUGGAUGAAUUUGACGCUUCUGUCUGGGCGAAAUGA
Molecule: messenger RNA, 450 nt
Organism: Aspergillus aculeatus ATCC 16872
Lineage: Eukaryota; Fungi; Ascomycota; Eurotiomycetes; Eurotiales; Aspergillaceae
Product: putative arsenate reductase (Arc2)
Exons: 3
Coding region: 1-450 (149 amino acids)
Cellular component (GO): cytoplasm; nucleus
Molecular function (GO): protein tyrosine phosphatase activity
Source: RefSeq, a predicted model, not a curated record